AAAUCCACCCGACCCUUAAAAAACGGGUUAGGGUCUACAUAUCUCAACCUGCAACCCAUAGAUAACCCGUAUUAUCAACCCGUACGGGUCACGGGUCGGGUUAGAGUCAACUCGCGGGUUGACGGGUUGACCCGUUUGUUUUAUUUUUUAUUAUUAUUUUUAAAUAUUAUACUUAUCAUCCUUAAUUAAUUUUCCUAUUGAUAACUCCUUCCAUUAAUUCAUACUCCCUAAUUUCUAGAGAAAGAAGAAGAAAUUAUGAUAAAUUUGAUCUAAUUACCCAAAAGCUUUUGGAUUCAAUUCUACCGUGAUCAGCAACUGGCUCACUGCCAUUAGUAAUAGCAGAAGCUUUAGAUUCAACAUAGCCAUGAUCAACUGCAAGCGUGCUGGGUUCGAAGGAACCCACGCCUGGGUUCCAUCGAACCUAACACUUGGGUUCCAAGGAACCCAGGCGUGGGUUCCAUCGAACCCAAGCGUGGGUUUCGCUUGGGUUCCAUCGAACCCAACGCUUAGGUUCCAUCGAACCCAAGCAUGGGAUCCGCUUGGGUUCCAAAGAACCUACGCUUGGGUUUCAAGGAACCCAACGCUUACUGGGUUUGAUGCUGUUGGCAACAAGCCUCUUGUUGCUGAAAGUGCUCCCAACUCCGGCCACCCCUUGCACUUUCAGCAACAAGGGACAGGUUGCUGAAAGUGUCCCUCUUUUUGAUCACCUCUUGCACUUUCAGCAACAAGCCUCUUGUUGUUGAAAGUGCUCCCAACUCCGGCCACCCCUUGCACUUUCAG
Messenger RNA from Rubroshorea leprosula, 780 nucleotides. The record is from the annotation of a GenBank genome assembly. NCBI's taxonomy places the organism in Eukaryota, Viridiplantae, Streptophyta, Magnoliopsida, Malvales, Dipterocarpaceae.